AUGGAGUUUUUCAAUUCUGCUCUUGGCAAAAACAUCAGCUUUGUGCGUCCUCCAUACUUCAUAAUUACUGGUUUGACUGGGAUUCCUCAUGUGAACUAUUACUGGGGCAUUGUGUUUUUUAUUUAUGUUGGGAGCAUGAUCGGAAACAUCUCAGUGAUGGCUGUCAUCAUUUUGGGCAAUCACCUGAAAAGUCCUAAAUAUAUUGCUGUUUUUAACCUGAUCUUCACAGAUGUGUUAAAUAUUUGUGCUUUGGUACCAAAGGUUAUUGACACGUUUCUAUUUAACAACAAUGUGAUUCCUUACAGAGAGUGUUUGGUGUACAUGUUGUUCACCUUUGUGUUUCUGUCAAUGCAGUCUUUUAAUCUGGUUGUACUUGCCAUUGAUAGACUAAUAGCUAUUGCUGCUCCUCUUCAUUAUCAUGUCAAAGUCACAAAAACAUUUAUAAUAAGUAUAAUAGCUUUUUUCUGGAUCUACUCCCUUACUCUUACUCUGGUGGCAAUGGGUCUCAUCACAAGAUUGUCAAUUUGUGAAUCUGUCAUUAUACAAAGUCAUUUCUGUGAUCACGGCCCUAUCUACCGCCUUGGGUGUAAUGAUUUGACCCCAAGCCACACCAUGGCUGGCUUGUCCCCGACCUUAAAACUCUGGCUUCCUUUGUUUUUUAUUGUAGUAAGUUAUAUUUUCAUUGGGUACACUAUAGUCAAGAUUUCUGUGCCACAGGAACGAGUGAAGGCGCUGAAAACAUGCUCAGCUCAUCUUAGCCUGGUUGCAGUUUACUAUGUUCCGUUUAUAUUUGUGUAUCGGUUUGGGUCAAAAAUUCCUACUAAUGCACGAGUUAUGAGUCUGUCUAUCAACGCUAUUGUGCCACCAAUGUUAAACCCAAUCAUUUAUGUUUUGCAGACCAAAGAAAUAAAGGACUCAAUAAAAAAAAUGCUCAAAUUUAAGAGAUUA
Molecule: messenger RNA, 948 nt
Organism: Periophthalmus magnuspinnatus
Lineage: Eukaryota; Metazoa; Chordata; Actinopteri; Gobiiformes; Gobiidae
Product: olfactory receptor 1C1-like
Exons: 1
Biological process (GO): G protein-coupled receptor signaling pathway
Cellular component (GO): membrane
Molecular function (GO): olfactory receptor activity; G protein-coupled receptor activity
Source: RefSeq, a predicted model, not a curated record